AUGUUAAUACUUGUGUUCCAAGUAAUUUAUAAACCAUUCAAGGGUACUCUCUAAAAUUGGUUCGAAUAUGCUAACCUAACUACUUAUUUUUUUAUUCUUGACCUUUAUAUUGUACUUCUAGGAGAUAUGAUUGAUGAUAAUGAAAUUAGAUUUAUGGUUGGAUGGGUUGUUGUACUCAUUACAAUUGCUUUUAUUAUAUUCAAUUGGGGAUAUUUAUUCUAUAUGAUGAUAGCUAAGACAAUAGAUUUUGUUAGGAAAUUUAUAUUCAAAUAUAAAGUAGCAAGAUCCGUCAAGAAAUAAAUUAUGAAUAAGAUAAAAUACUAAAUGACAUAAAAUCCAUUGUUAGUAGAUUUGAAAACUUAAUUAGAAAAGAAAGAUAGUCUAAGAGAUUAAUCACAAAACUUUGAGAUUAAAGUAGUAGACUUAUCAUAACAUGAUUCUUUAAAUAAGCAAGAUUCAAUAAUACUCCCUAGACCCAUUUCAAAAUUAUAAAAUAGUAUUAAUUCUCUAAAAUAAUUCUCAGAAAAAGAUUAAUUCCUUUAAGUUUCAAAAAUUCGCAAGCAACCAUUAAAGAAAUCUUCAUCAUUAGCUGAUGCCUUUAAUGAGAAAAUUAAUCCUCUAAAUAUUAAAAGAUUGCCAACUGAUAAAUAACACAAUGUAUUAUACAGCAAUAUUUUCAAUAAAAGCCGUGAAAGCUUAUUCUUUUAAUAGCAUUCUUAAACAAAAACACCUACUAAGAAAAUGAAAAGAACAAGCAAAUUCCAAACAGGAAUACCAAAAAAUCCAAGAUUAAUCCAUGUUAAGAAUAAUUUUCUCCAAGAGAGUAAUGCUGAGGAAAUAUCGUUAUUCAAGCUUGAUGAUUAAGAUUCUGAAUUGAUUUUCGAUAUGCCUCAUGAUUUAACACCUAAAUUAAAACCAAGAGGAAGGCCUGAAAGAUUUUCUCAUUUAGAGGAUUUCAGUUGGUCUCGAUCAGUUUUAAAUAUCGAGCCAAUGUUAAGCUAUGAAAACGAGUCUUAAAGAACAAUAGAUAACGAAGAAUAUAAAGAAUAAAAACAAUUACAAAGCAUAAAAUCAAAACUAGCUAAAUUAAAUAUAAGUUUUUCAAAAAAAUGA
Molecule: messenger RNA, 1113 nt
Organism: Stylonychia lemnae
Lineage: Eukaryota; Ciliophora; Spirotrichea; Sporadotrichida; Oxytrichidae
Source: the annotation of a GenBank genome assembly